Molecule: messenger RNA, 748 nt
Organism: Camellia sinensis
Lineage: Eukaryota; Viridiplantae; Streptophyta; Magnoliopsida; Ericales; Theaceae
Source: RefSeq, a predicted model, not a curated record
AUAACGUCUUGCUGUGAUAUGUUGACAUAAUACUGAUCCCCAUUGUGUUUUUGCAUGGAAAGUUCAGAAGUACAAUAUAUAUGGAAGAGAAAUGCCAAUUUUGAUGCAAUGAAAUCUGUGAGCGUAUCAUAUGAGGAGGAAAGGGUGCAGGCUGAUGCUGAAAGGCAGGAGAAAGCAAACGAGUCAGCUAUUCGAGUUUCAUUGGAGAAUGAGAUAUCCUCUCUUGAAGUCUGAGAUACUUUCAUUGCAUCAGAGAGGGGGCUCACUAGCUCAAGAUGUGGAUGGGGAAGUAAUUCUUCUUCGAACACGCCUUUCUGAAAUGGAAACGGAAAUAAAACGGUUCGAGGAGCUUGUCAAGAAAGAGAGAAUGGAAACAGAUUCUGAGAGGAGAAAAGCUGAUGCUGAGAGGAAGGAAGCAAAUGAAGCACGGAAAAUUGUGAAGGCAGAAAAAAAUAGGGCUGCUGAAGAAAGGAGACUUGUUGAUACUGAACGAAAAAAGGUUGAGGAAAAUCGAAUUCAGUUGGAGAAGUUAAAGAGUGAAGCCGAUGAAGCAAGAUCAAAAUUGGUUUUGGAGGCAUUCCAGUCUGAAGAGGCAAACAAAAAGAUUCAGGCAGAAAAGCAAAAGGUGAUUAAAGAGAAAAAACGUGCAGAUUCGAAGAGGGCCAAAGCGGAAGAGCUAAGGGAGCUUGUAGAAAUUAAUCAGAAGAAGGCCAUGGAUGAAAAGUGUCGUGCUGAUAAUCUGUCUUAG